GCUCCUCCUUGAAGUGGCAGAGGGCGCUAGUUUCAAUAAAAAUGGAAACCUUUCGUGAGAGGUUUCUGGGUUUCCUAAAGUGAAAGUCUCUGGGUUUCCAGCUCCUCUAUACUGUAUCCGUAUGAGUCAACCAUUUGGCUAAACCCGCACCUAAAACCCAACAACCAUCAUGUAUUCCUGGUGGGCUUCUAUGCAAGCAGAAAUUGAGACUGAUGGGAGCAAUCGUAGCGUUCUUCAAAGCUUCCCCGACGGUGUGGGGAGGGAAGUGGUUCUUUCCGUGGUUCGGCAACUUGCAAAUCACCUGAGCUCGACAGCAACGAGUAGUCGUGUUGGCAGUCAGCAUCUACGGAGUCCACUUGACACUGAGAAGGAAGUGCUGUGGACUAUGGAGGUGAUCUGUUAUGGUUUGACGCUACCUUUAACUGAGCAAGAAGCCGUCAAAAGUUGUGUAAAUGUCUACUGCGAGUGGCUGAGUGCUCUUACCAUUCCCAAACACUCCAUACCCACGCCACUGCUCAAAGACCCCAACUUCUUUGUCCAGAGAAUCCUGAGGCAUCUCAUCAAUUUAUUCCAGCCAAGGGUACAGCCAAGAAUGCAAGGAAUGAAUAUGCAUGAGACGACGACCCAGGUCAUGCUGUGUCACCGCGUCUUGCGCUCUGUGCAGACUGUCGCUACUGAGAGCAUUGUCAUGACGAGACAGACGUGGGAGUCCCUCUUGAAGUUUCUAUUAGCCGUUAAUGACACUAUAUUGGCUCCACCCCUUGAACCAGGAGCGCUGUCUAUGGUGCCUGUUCCAGACAGCCUAGCAGAGCAGCUGUGCGAGCGGCUACUCAGCGUCCUCUUUGAGAUCUGGCUGCUGGCAUGCGGUCGCUGUUUCCCUUCGCCGACACUGUGGCGGACGUUCACAGACAUGUGUGCCACAUGGCGGCACCACGCCGCGACUGUGGAGCAGUGGAAUCGCAUCAACAAGGUGCUGACAUCCAGACUGCUGAAGAUUCUGUAUGGACCAGAAUUCCCAACUCUGCCCAUUGCCGAUGAAGAGGCUCACAUCAUCCCAACCGAGUUGGACAAUGACGGCGUAGCCCAGACUUGGUUCCGUUUCCUUCACUUGCUGGGUAACCCUGUCAACCUCUGCAGGCCAAAGGUCAUCAGCCACACCCCAAAGUUCCUGGCGGCGGCCGUGUCAUACCAACCCUCCCUGGAGCCCCAUCAGUUCACCUGCCUACAGGCGCUGCCUCAGAUCUUCCUGAAGGCCAUGAGAGGGGUGUCGGUCAUCAUCGAUGCAUUCUUGGGUAUAUUGACCCCACAGAGUGCUGACCCACAUUCCACCCGCAUAUCCACCCUCCCGAUCGAUGAAACCCCACCCCUGGGCCGUAAAAUCAGCCGCAAGGAGCAGGUCUCGGCCAAGCAGAUCAAGGAGAAAGUGAUGUCCUCCCAUGCCCCGCCUCUGUCCUCGCAAGCCUCCAGCGUGACCAUGGCGUCCUUCUGCGUGGAGGACGCCACGGACGGGCGGGGCACACCCACGCCCCGCCGCUCCCAGUGCAACAGCAUCCUGCACCUGUUUGGGGCGUGGCUGUUUGAGGCCGCGCUGACCGGCUGUAAGUCUCGCAAAAUUGCCUCGCCUCCACGGCGGAGGUCUUUAGCUGUUGAUGCCCGCACUAACAUCACUAACUUUGCUUUCGGUAAGGCAUUCAAGCGUCACCACUCCAUUGCUAUUCCCGACGCCUCCCGCUCAGGCCACCUCAGCGAUCUGCGUGCGGUCUCGCUCCAGGAUCCCUUCCCCGCCUCCGUGGCAGCCAAUCCACUCUUUGACAUGUCAGAAUUCCCUGACAGUUAUGAGGCAGGGCGAGCCGAGGCGUGCGGCAUGCUCUGCCGGAUCUUCACCAGCCGCAAGUCAGAUGAGGAGAUUCAGCAGGCUUACCUGGGACGAUUCUACGUAGCGUUCAGCCAGGGCGUCAGAGUGGAUGAGGCUUUAAGUGGUCAGGUACUUUCCAAUGUGCUCUACAACUCCACUAAUCUGCUGCGCAUUGAUUUGAAAGGAGUCCAGGUACUUAUCCCAGAUAUCAUCACAGCAUUGCAGAUCGUGCUUCCAGAGAAGGAGAUUCGAUUCCAGUCUCUAGUGUCCAACCAGCAGCUACGAAGGGCAUCCAUUCAUCUCUUGUUAUCCAUGCUGUGCCUACCCCAUCACUUCAAGAAUCUCGCCAUCCACGACUUGAUGACCGGCAAAGAGAUGACCACAGAGGACAUGCUAGGCCGGACCGAGCAGGUCACUUUCCUGUCCCUCAAGCCCAAGUUGGUUGACCUCAUGAUUGCUGCCGUGCAGUGUGAGACCGACUCCUACAACACACAGAUGCUUCUUGGUGCAAUGCAUUUUUGUGUUCUGGACUCGGCAAUGUGCGAGGACAUGGAAGCCAAGCAGGCUAAGAUGGAACAGACAGAAAACAUCCUACACGAGGAGGAUGAGGAAGGAAUGGAUGCGGGGACUAGUGAUGCAGACAAGACAAAGAGGGACAGUGAUCUGGAUGAUAAGCGGGCUAGCUCUGGGAGUAGGACGUCAUCUCGUAGCUCAGUCGCUGGCAGAACAGAUUCAGCCUGGGUGAUCUUUGUGCGUUGUUGCCACCUGGUGUGCCAACGGUUGAUGUCAGCCUGGAGCACUGACUACACCGUUGCCUUGGCAGCACUGGAGCUUCUUGCCGGAUUGGCUAAGGUCAAGAUCAAAAUCUUAGAUUCUCUGGAAUGCAAGCGUGCAGUCAAGUGGAUCUGUGACCAUAUCGUAUACCAGUGUAGUCGUCCAUCUAUUCCCUGCUCUGGUGUCGGACUCUUCCUGCAGGAAUGCCUGCAGUGUGUCUUGGAGGUGGUUGAGUUGGGUAUCUCGGGUACCAAGUCACAACGCAAGGCCUCGGUAGCGCCAGUCUUCAAGCACGACAAGGAGCUGAAGCCAGCGUCCAAGAGAGUCAAAGAUGCUGCCGAGGGUCUGUUGGCAUGCUUGCUGAACCAUGUGGGUUCUUUUCCCAACCCCUGUGGUCCUGCGUCAGUUGGCUCAUUACUGGAUGAGCAAUCAUUGCUGAAAUACAGUGCAAACGGCGCUAGUUACGGCGCACAUCACCAGGUAUCAUUCCGAUACUUUGUGUUGGAGAACGCUACACUGAUGGCUGUGCUGGAGAGACCGGUUACAGACAAUGGUGGAGAGAUUUUACCAACAGUAACAACCAUCAUCCGUGGACCCACAGGCCGACAUGUCUGGACCAUGAAACUGAGACAUUGGUCUAAGAAAGAAAAGGGAGACACUCCAUCUGGCCUUAGCUAUCCCAUGAGGCCUCAGCCUGACGAUCACGUGGGCACCCACCAUGAGAUCACAUCAAGGCACUACCCAGAAGCUGUAGACAAGGUCCCUCUCACCCAGGCGGAUCAGAGUAUUCCUCCAUUGGAGGACAUUGAAACUGACACCCUGCGAUCCGACCAUCAAAAACUUGAACGCCUCAUCGAAGAACAGACCGAGUAUGAGAGGUUUGUGUGUGAGUCGGCCAUGGAGGACAUCAAGCGAGGGGGCUAUCCCAAUGCUCGCACCGAGUGCAAACCGCCCAAUCCCUGCCGAGAGUUCAGCUCGGCUCGUCUGAUCCUGUCUCACUUAGGAUACUUGAGUCUUGACUCGCUUAAGGAUCCGGAGAACAGUUCCAUCCCACCUGCUGUGGUUGCCCUUGACGAUGACUUAGCAAACUUUACCAGUGACCUGAGCGCGCUCGAUGCCAUUCCGAGUCGGACCUACGAUACAGCUUUCAUCUUCUACGUCAAGGCUGGACAGUCCGAAGCCCAGGCUAUCAUACAGAAUGUGACAGACAGAGCUAAUGUCCAGCCUCAGUUCCUGGAAUUCCUGGGGUCCUUGGGCUGGUCAGUGGACGUCCACAAACAUGCGGGCUGGACAGGAAACGUUGCCACCAGCUGGAAGAUCACCUUUACUGACCAGACAGACAGCUCCGCUGACCCAACCACAGAAGCUGGAGAGGAACCAUCAGCUGAGGUGCAUGGUGGUAGCUUGUAUAACGGAGAGACCCACGUUCUCUACUAUGCUGACGUCAUGUCUGAGAUAGCUUUUGUGGUGCCCAGCGAGAGGCAUCAUAACUCUGGCAGGCGUCACUCGGCUGGUGAUGGUAUUGAUGAGCCUCCCAAAACAGCCCCCCUACUGACCCACAAGAGCACCAAGUCCCUCCCCUUGAGCACCCGUAGUCUGACCCUAGACCUGCCCUCGGACUCAGGGGCCCCCUCCACCACUCCGCCCCAGGUCAGUCCCAUGGGCUCCCUGGAGAGGGGACGGAAGUCACUGCACAAGAAGGGUCUGGCCCUGGGCCCCGAGAUCAAGGUGCUUAUUGUCUGGUUGGAGAGCUUUGACGAUCGUGAGGCCUUCCCGUUGACGGAUCUGCUUGAAGAGAUGAACACUGGGUUGGAGACAUUAUGCCAAGGGGGGAACUCAGCCUCUCAAGUUAAGUCCCUGGCAGAACCCACCGUGGUCCUGAUGUUUAUCCACCCCCUGAAAAGUGGACUUUUCCGGAUACAUAUGCACGGCAGACCAACUCAAGCCAUUCCUCUUGUGGACGGUAUGGUGGUCAGUCGUAGAUCCCUUGGAACGUUAGUCAGACAAACCGCCAUCAAUGCUUGCCACAGGAAACGCAUGGAAACAGACUCGUACUCCCCGCCUCAUGUCAAGAGACGGCAGAAGAUUCAGGACAUGGCUAACAAGUAUCGCAGUCGCCUCUCCGUCCCCGAGUUCUACACCGCGCUCUUUGCUAAUCGCCGGAGAUAAUCACCACUGAUACAGCGUUAAUGACUUCAGGUGAUAAACCACAUUUAGGGGUAAUUAAAUGGAUGUCACUAAUGGCUCAUAUUUAAAUUAGAUUUUCAUUUAACCCAAAAGCAUUUAAGUUUUUAAUUAAGCCUGUCUGAAUUGCCAUUUCCCUAGUUAACUUAUCUGCCAUUACUUUAAUUUACUUACUCCUGGUGUAACUGAUUCAUUUUGGGAGACCUUGUGAUUAAAUCAAAACAGCCAUUUUGUCACCAUCAGAUUGUAAAUGCUCAGUCACGAAUAAUUACUGCUGCUUGCAAAGAUUGUGUAGAUUAUUUUGUCAGUGUCAAUAGCGAGUGACGGCAACAUGCAACUUUGUAAGGAAAGUCACAUCUUAAUUGUGACUGCGUUUCUUGUACUGCAGUGGUCCAAUUUCAUCUGGAGGAUUAGUUGGAUUUCAGUUCCUUUGCUGACUAGGGGUUGCUCAAUAUAAACAUGAUGGACAAUCCUUUUUUUGGAAUUGUGGGGAAAUAGUGGCAUCUGUAGAAUGUAACUUGAAAUCUGAACCUCUGUGGCAUUGUAACUUCAGUGGAAAUAAUUUGGAAGAUAGCAUUGCUUGGGAGAUUACGCCAUAGAAAUUCUGGAUAAGAUGUACAUGUACCUUGCAAACUUGCAAUUCAACAUUUUAGGCAUAGGAAUGUAAGCAUGUACUUGUAUACACGUGCAAUAGUUGAUCUUUUCAAAGUAUCUCAAGCCAAUUGUGAGUAUAAUUAAGAUAUAUAAAUCAGUGAAAGAUAAGCGUCAUUUGUAUAUAGAAUUGGAAUAACUUCAGUUAAUAUUUUGUAUGAUGGACUGUUUUGCUCUGUCAUUGGAGGAAUCGGUGUCCAAUUAAUUGCAGGAGAAGAUGCUCAAUGAACUCCACUUUUUGGGCUGGGUAAUUUUAUUACAGGAUGUCAUCCGACGCCGUAUGCAGCUUUCCACCAUCUUUAUUUUGCUUGCCAAUAGUGAUCUUUCUAUUAUCAUCUCUGUACACGUAAUAACAGUAUAAGUUUUGAAACUGAAUAUGACUAACCAUCUAAAUGGAAAUUGUAUAUUUCUAGCCUGCAAUGUCCCUUUUUUUUGGCCGGAUUUUGUUUUGGCAGGUGCUUCACGUUGCAGCAGAUUAAAUCAUCGCUUCAUCUGUAA
This is a messenger RNA of Acanthaster planci (crown-of-thorns starfish), 5962 nucleotides long. RefSeq names its product Ral GTPase activating protein non-catalytic subunit beta (gene ralgapb). Lineage: Eukaryota; Metazoa; Echinodermata; Asteroidea; Valvatida; Acanthasteridae. The record is from RefSeq and is a predicted model, not a curated record. Gene Ontology annotation, biological process: regulation of small GTPase mediated signal transduction; activation of GTPase activity. Gene Ontology annotation, molecular function: GTPase activator activity.